Sycon ciliatum is the source of this 2327-nucleotide messenger RNA. RefSeq names its product transmembrane protein 184A-like. Bases 376 to 1413 code for a protein of 345 amino acids. Gene Ontology annotation, cellular component: membrane. The transcript is spliced from 8 exons. The record is from RefSeq and is a predicted model, not a curated record. Gene Ontology annotation, molecular function: transporter activity. Gene Ontology annotation, biological process: transport. Lineage: Eukaryota; Metazoa; Porifera; Calcarea; Leucosolenida; Sycettidae.
UUUAGGUCCUGGUUGUCAGACUACAUGAUGUAGGCUAGGCUAUGGGAUGCUGCUGCUUGCUGGCCUGCUAGUUUGACUUGUUUCGAACAUUUCUAUGUUGCGAAGCGGCUUUGAGGCGAAUAGUUUUUGUUAUCAUGUUUCCUGGCACCCAUAAUAACAUUGUUUGAAACACAAUAAGUCAUGGUUGUCUUGAAAUUUGUACUCUAAGCUCGGGUCAUCAUGGUCAUGGCGGAAGAAAUUUGUCGGUGAUAUGUGAGUGGAGGUGACCAGACAUUAUUUAUCUACUAAGUACUAGGAUCUACUUCAAGGAAGACGCAACCAGGAAGGGCAAGCGAGCACAAUCAACCGCUGACCCAACAGACACUGUAUUCAGCCAUGCACACCCAGUUUGUGCUUUUGGCUAGCAAUGGAAUGAACGUUAGCGAUGACUGCCCAUCAGUGUUCGGCGAGCAGAUACCGUAUACGUCGGAGGUGUUCGAAGAACGCCCACGAGCAUUUGCUGGUCUUGCUAUAGGAGCACUGUGCACCAUAACUGUAUGGGCUCUGCUCGGCGUCCAGCUACAUCGCAUUUCCCGCUACCCCGCCAUAAAGAGCCAGGCAUGGAUUACACGACACAUCAUCUUCUUGCUCGUGUUCCCGGUUGUCACCACGACUCACUUGCUGGCGGCCUUUGUGCCACGCGCCAUGGUCUUCUGUCAAUUCAUUGCGAACUUCUACAUUGCCAUAGUAUUGGUCCAGUUCUUCUUUCAAGUGCUGGCCUAUUUCGGCGGCGAGGAAGCAAUGUUGGCACAACUGAAAGGCUCUAACGUUGUACAGCCGUGCAGCUGGUGCUGCUUCUGCUCAAUGCAAUGCUGUCAGCGCGAGUUUACCCGGAAAACACUAACAAGAUUCAAGAGAUUCGUUUUGCAAUACUCCGUCCUCCAGUCGGCAACUGGUUUCUUAGGCACUGUGUUGGCUGCUAAUGGUAACUAUACACCAGGGGCUCUGAGCUUUUCCGACAGCUAUAUCUACUUGCAGGUAGUGCGUAUUGUGUCUCUUGGACUGUGCCUUGGCACGCUGGUGCGACUCAACUUGACGACGCGGAGAUUCCUCAACACUCAGUUUCGCUCAUCGGCCAAGUUCCACUCCAUCUGGUUUGUCCUGGUGCUGACAAACUUCCAAGGCCUGGUCUUCUCCAUUCUUGGACAUGCCGGUGCUUGGCACUGCACUCGUAUAUGGGCUCUACCCACUCUCAGUACAUGGAUAGAGCAUGUGACAGCUGUAUAUGAACUGACUCUCUUGUCGGUGCUGGCAUUCUUCUACGCCUUUCCUUCGUCGCUCUCAAUGGACGAACCUGGCUCAAGAAGUGUCGUUACAGGCGAGGGCACAUCUAUCUCUCAUCAGCUGGAAGAUGAAGGCACACCCCUGCUCUAGCUGAUUUUGAAUGUUCCUGUGUACUCCAACUUCAGAAAUUUGAGGUGCUCAAAAUGUUAGGUAUGAGGGCAAAAGACCAGGCUAGGUGAACAGAAACUUUCAGAGGUAAAGAGAGUUAUCAAAUAGAAGAAAAACACAUGGGGAUGAGUUAUGAAGCAACUAUCCGCGACUGGGACAAGAUAAUAAGCAUACAGUCGUGGAUAGUUUCUUCUAUUUUACACUUCUUAUUGGCUCAGUAUGUGAAGAGAAUUAGUUCCCUAUUGGAUGAUGUGGUGUGUGAGUGUUUGUUCAGCUAUUGAAGUUUUAGGUAUGGAAGAGAUGCACUGAAAGUACCGAAAAGAAAAGUACACAAUUUGUGACAGUAUAUCAGCAUCCAGUCUUUUUUUUCUUCCAUUUAUAAAUACACACACACACACACACGUAUAACCGGUUUUUUUCCUUCCUUUGAAUAUUCCACAGAAUCGCAUCAUUCUGAUUAACGACUUCGUGAUUUACAUUUGUAUUUUCAGUAGUGUGACUGUAUCUUCUUCUGCUGACUGCUGCCCACUGGAAAACACAACACUAGUACAAUGGGCACCGUUCUUGUAUUACCUCGCCCACGCUGUAAUAACUGCCCUGUGUCUGUGAGACUAAUUUCACGCCUACCUUUACUUGCUUAUUUAUACUUAAAGAACAGAGGAUUUGAAUAUUGAUGUGUAAAACUGUUGUCGAACAUUAGCACCUCUUUAUUGCCAUUUUAGAAUUGUUGUCUCCGAAAUCACCUUUUAAAUUAUUUAUUGUUUUCUGAUUAUUACAUCCAAACAUUGCUAAGAACAGAAGUUCAGAAAAAAUCAUGUUUCAUUAAUUUGAGCAGCUGUUUUCUGAAGUACAUGAUAGUAAUUUCACCCUGCUUCAUGGUGUUUCUUGAACAUUGA